Molecule: messenger RNA, 1317 nt
Organism: Penicillium oxalicum
Lineage: Eukaryota; Fungi; Ascomycota; Eurotiomycetes; Eurotiales; Aspergillaceae
Product: DASH complex subunit ASK1
Exons: 4
Coding region: 1-1317 (438 amino acids)
Biological process (GO): attachment of spindle microtubules to kinetochore
Cellular component (GO): DASH complex; mitotic spindle pole body; mitotic spindle
Source: RefSeq, a predicted model, not a curated record
AUGUCUCACCAAUCCUCGCAGUUCCAAAGACCACUGACUCUGACGGAAGAGUUGGAGAAGCUGGAACAAUCUAUCACACUCACGCUGCAAGAAAUCGAUCACAACUUCAGUCAAGCUCACCGAAUCGUCACGACGAGCAUUCUGCCCCUGGUAGAGCAGUAUGCCGGGCAUUCUCGGGAUGUCUGGGAAGGUGCAAAGUUCUGGAAACAAUUCUUCGAGGCCAGCGCCAAUGUGUCGCUUUCCGGGUACGAGGAGAAACCUGAGGGGGAUGACACGGUACAGGAAAAUACGGCGACUGAAGAAGAGCUCUCCGUCGACGUAACCCAGACCACGACCACGGAUGAAAGCGAGCAUUCCUACGAUACACCUUCGUCUCGGCCACACAACAAGCGCACGGAUCAGGAAGACAAUGCCGACUUGACCGAGCUUGCGAUAUCCUCGCACAGUACUCCACGUGUGCACGCGCAGCCCUCCGAGGAGGACGAGACCAUCUCCUCUUUUGAUCAUUCCUCUUCCUACGAGGACCUACGAAGGCAGAUCAAUGAAGACAAAGCGCCAUUCGGCAUGCCCGACUCAUCUACCUUGCCACCCACUCCGGGCCGUCAAACUUUUCUGCCCCCGGAUGCCUCCGUCACUCCAAUGUCUUCGCCAUUCAUUCCCCCUGUGUCCUCGACCAAGUACACAUCCGCAUCGCGUGGAGACUCUCGGUACCAGAAACCGUCCGAUCCUGUCCUGCACCGUGUUCUCGACAAAACGUAUCGUGUCCAAGCAACUCCGCUUGGAAAAGGCUUUCGCAAUGUGGAUCACGGCGUGAACCCGCAUUCGAAGUUCACAGUCACCCCGCAGGCGGCGGCGGCUACCACCUCCGGCUCUCGAUACGCAAUGGAUGAGUCUCCGAUCUCGAGUCCCGAGCCAGAGGCUCCGCGACUACACUCGGAAAUAUUCUCAUCUCCCAUCAAGGGCCUCGAUGGAACUCCGGGAACCAGUCGCAAGCGACGCACCAGUAGCAACCUGGUCCGCGGCACCCCAAAGCCCGGGGUCAGUGUUUUGACCCCCGCCAAGAAGCAGGGCGGCCAUCGGCCUGUUUGGGACAGUGAUGACGAUUUCGAAAACGAAGACUUCGGCCCGAGCCCUCCAAAGACUAUGCAAUUUCACAUUCCCCAGAGCCGGCUGAUGAAGACGCCCGCCAAGGAAGCAUCAAAGCGGAUCGUGACCGAUUUGCUAGCCACUGCAGGAGCAGGCGACCUCACAGAAGACUUUGACGAUAGCCCGGGCGUGGUCAAGCGAACAGAGUACCUCGAGGAUGAUACUUUCUAG